CAAAUUUUAUCGGCUUCAAAGGUUCGUUACUUGCACGUUCGUAUAUCCUCAAUGAAAUCGCUACCGAAGCUACCAUAAUCAGAUGUUCGAGGUCUUAUUUUCAUUUAAUAUCCUAUGAAAAGUUCUUUGUUUUAUUCCUUCGAUGUAUAUGCUGUAAGCGAUGCCAGAUUAUAGGUAUUUACGAGCAGAAGUUGCAGCCUUCGUUUAAUGUAAGAAACAAUCGCCAUCAUCAAGAUCAUAUCUUGACUGUUUCUGUAUGAACAAAAAGCUAAGCUUCGCGGUGCAAUGCCAUUUAUUGUAAUCUAUUUUGUUUCUAAUGGAAAUGAGGUUGAUGUCAACUUUGUCGACAUUCUGUUUCUUAUGUGAUGCCAAGUAAAUUACCAGUAAGCAAGCCUUUGGAUGAUCUCUUUUGGAGAUACAUGACAAGAACAGAGCCAGUGAUUCCAACCUUCUUAUAUACACUUCUGUUCUCUAGCAAAUGGUAAGUAAUGCUUAAGCUUAGCCGAGAGGCACAUGCCCUUGAGAAAGCAUGAAUUGGAAAUCUGGCAUCGCAGCGCCACGCUUUCUUCUGGAGUGAGAGGCUAGAAGGCAUUGGUUGCAUGAUCAGGUAAUUGGUGAUCAUACAUUGCCAUUUGGAUUGCUUUCAGUGGUUUCCAGGAUCUCAAUCUCCCACUUGUACAAGCAUCUGAUUCCACCCUCCACCAAUAAGUUUGGUUCAUGCAGAACAAUCUUUUUGAUGGAACUGUCUCAAAGCAGAGGGGCUGGGGCUGCUGCAUGGGGAGGGCUUCUUCCACAGACAGACUCGUCGCCAUCGCGUUGGGGCUCCUCGCGGUGCUGUCGCCGCUGUACGUCAACAGGAAAACGACGGUCAAGCCGGAUGAUGAAGACGACGGCAGCGGAGCUCUUCUGUCCCUGUGGCUCCCGCUGGCGCUCAUACUUCUGGUCGUCAUCAUCAACCUCGCAUGGUUCGUGGAGCGGAGGAUCGUGAGGCUCGACCCCUACUGGAUACACAGGUUCGGAGGGUCUUCCUGUGGGAUCAUGAUACUGCUCUUGGUUCUUGGAGUCUUGUUGAAAUGUAAAGCUUCUCUGGGAGGUUGAUCUUGAUGUUGCUGUCUGUUAGUUUACUGGCAUUUCGUCAAACACAUGUAGCGAAGAAGAUGGAGGAGUGUUUGUGGAAUCAACCUGUUGGGUUUUCACCCCUGGAAUGAACUGCUAAGAUUUCUGAUUGUAAUUAUGAAAAGUUGUGCUCCUCUUUCAUCA
Molecule: messenger RNA, 1260 nt
Organism: Musa acuminata subsp. malaccensis (wild Malaysian banana)
Lineage: Eukaryota; Viridiplantae; Streptophyta; Magnoliopsida; Zingiberales; Musaceae
Source: RefSeq, a predicted model, not a curated record